UUCUAGUGUGGAUUUGGCAUUGUUAAGGCAGCUUGAAGGGAUUUGCUGUAAUUUGGACGGUAUGGGCUUAUGCAAACGAAGUUAUGGGUUUUCCCUAGACGGUGUUAGGGAGUUCCUUCCAAGAAUUUACUGACUUUAUACAGCUGCUUAAAAGGCACUGGAUCGCAUGCCUUCGACAAUAUCAAUUAAAUUUAAGUUUUUGUCCGUUAAUUACAUGUUUUCCCCUAUUCUAAUCACAGGGUUGAUUUCAAAAACCGUUAAAGCCUUGUAGCAUGAUGAAAACAACAAUCAGUUAUCAAAUUUCAACAACCGACUCAAGACAUGACGAUCGGCUCCUUCCUGUUACACCGAGUAUUCUACUGGUAUCCCUGGAAUCCCACAAAGCGCUUACAAUCCUUCGAGCGCCAGGUGGCACUGUUGAGAUUCGUAGGGCUCUGGCCACCUCUAGAAGGGUCUCCCCGGGUACGGACUGCUUACCGGAUCUACGGGUGGUGCUUCCGGAUUCUGUUCAUGUACAUUUACACGCUGACGCAGGUGUUGUACUUUGUGGAUGUUCGGGAUUUGAAGGGAGUAGCAAACGCUCUGUUCUUGCUGAUGACUCAGAUUUCCUUGCUUAUCAAGUUGGAGAUUUUCAAUCGUAAAAUUGUUCGCAUCCAGAAGUGCGUACAGGACGUGGAAUGUCCCCUGUACAGUCCCGGAUGUAAACAAGAAGAUAAAGAAGUCAUCAAAGCCAUGAACAACACCUGGCUGAUUGGAACGAUCUUCAUGACCACUUGCUACGGAACCGUAACCUUCUGGACCAUAUCGACUCUGUACGAAUGGAAGCGCCAGUUGAUGCUUCCGGCGUGGUUUCCCUUCGAUUACAGUGAAUCGUUGCUCGUGUUCAUUCCGGUUUGGCUAUACCAAGCGUUUGGAAUCUACAUGAGUGCAACCUACAACGUUGCCACGGACACUUUGGCAACUGGAUUGAUAUCCCACGUCAGUGGACAAACUGCGCGGUUUGGAAUUCUGAUUUCCAAGCUAGGACACAAACCUUCCGGAUUCAUUCCAUACAACGAUUUGCGGAAGCAUUGCUCAAACUGUAUCAUGUGCACCGUGAUAUCUAGCCUCACCAAAGAUAUCAACUACUACAAUGACUCACAUGGACCUUCUUACGGAUAUCUUGUAGAGUUGACCUAUUUUCACAAGGGACUUCUAUGUUACGCCCGCGAAAUCAUCGACAUUUUCAACGUGUCAAUCUUCACCCAAAUCAUCGCGUCAGUUAUCAUAAUAUGCAUGACUGGCUUACGGUUGCUAGCUGGUCACCUCGAUCCGUGGGCGACCACCGGUGAUGUUUUCUAUCUGCUUGCGAUGAUUUGUCAAAUUUGGCAAUUUUGUUACGUGGGGAACGAGGUGUCACACUCGGUUGACAAAAUUAACGAAAUGGCCAUGAUGUGCAAUUAUCCAAAGUUUAACAAACCUACGGCGAGAGCUUUUCUUAUUUUGUUGACGCGAGCUAUGCAGAAAACAGAAAUCAAAGUUGGGGUGGUAUUUAAGUUUACUCUGUCAUUGUCUACUUUUCUCUGGAUAUUAAAAACUUCGUACUCGUAUUUUGCAGUUCUCAACAGUGCUCAAUCAUGAAAUAAAUGAACAAAACCUAUCAUUCU
Culex pipiens pallens (northern house mosquito) is the source of this 1646-nucleotide messenger RNA. RefSeq names its product odorant receptor Or1-like. Lineage: Eukaryota; Metazoa; Arthropoda; Insecta; Diptera; Culicidae. The record is from RefSeq and is a predicted model, not a curated record. Bases 322 to 1620 code for a protein of 432 amino acids. Gene Ontology annotation, molecular function: odorant binding; olfactory receptor activity. Gene Ontology annotation, cellular component: plasma membrane. The transcript has 8 exons. Gene Ontology annotation, biological process: sensory perception of smell; detection of chemical stimulus involved in sensory perception of smell.